CAUGGCCGCUGAAAGCUUGCCAGCCAUGUUUCAAUUUAUCGACGGCGAGCGCUACAUCUUCUUUCGUGAUCCAGACAAGGUGCGAGAGGCGCUCCAGUUCCAGCCGCGGGACGGAGACAUCGUAGAGGUUGUGUACCCAAAGUGCGGCAUGCAGAUGAUGCAGCAGAUGAUACAGCUCAUAGUACACGAGGGGCAUUGCGCCAAAGACCUGCGCGAGUUUAGUUCGAGGGCGCCCUUUCUUGAGGACUGCGGUGGAAACUGGGCAGGAGAGAAGUCUUGUGCCCGGCUGUUCCGAACGCACAUCCGCAUGGGUAAGAUAGUCGUCAGCACCGAUGCCAAGUACGUGUACGUCGCACGUAACCCGUGGGACGCUUGCUACUCGCAGUACAUCAUGAACCAGAAAAUGCCGCUUCGCCCAAUGAGAGAAACAUUCGACGAGUUUCUGGAUAUGUUUCUCGAAGGCUCCCUUACAAAUGGCUGCUACUUUCAGCACGUUCUCUCUGGCUACACGAGAAGAAGGGAGCCUAACGUCUUCUUCAUGACUUACGAAAGCGUGAUGAGCGACACUGCAGCCACUGUGCUAGAUUUGGCUGACUUUCUUGGAGAGACGUACGCCGAAAGAUUGCGGAAGGACAACGGGCUUCUCGCCACGAUUGUACAGCAUAGUACACCUGCGUUCCUGCGAACUAUUCUUGAGAUAGAAACUCGUGAAAUGGUUGCCAUGAUGUUCCGCAGCCCAGCGCUUGCUUCCUCUGGGCUAACGGAAAGAGACGUCGGCGAUGGAACAUUCAGCCUGGUGUGCCGGCCUGAAGUUGGAGCCUGGAAAGAAGUUUUCACGCAAGAUCAACUGAGAAGAACCGUUUCGAAAAUCGAGGAAUCUGUCGGAAAGAAUUUUGUACCUGAUCUGUGGAAUAAGGAAUGGCACGAAGUUCUGCAAGCAGCCUUGUAAAUGCUCAAUAAAGUGUUUGC
Molecule: messenger RNA, 969 nt
Organism: Dermacentor albipictus
Lineage: Eukaryota; Metazoa; Arthropoda; Arachnida; Ixodida; Ixodidae
Product: sulfotransferase ssu-1-like
Biological process (GO): sulfation
Cellular component (GO): cytoplasm
Molecular function (GO): sulfotransferase activity
Source: RefSeq, a predicted model, not a curated record